GAUGUCUGUUUCCCUGGACCUCGGUCUGGGAAACACAGCACAGUCUGCAUCAGUUCCUCUGAUAAACUUAAAGAAUAAGUGGUUUUAAAGAUAUUCUAAUGCUCACAAUCAGUGGUCAGAGAGGAGACGGACUUGUGUCAACACAACUGUCAGUGCUAAUCUUCACUGCAGGCUACAGUGUCUGAUAUCAACAGGCCCUCGAGACACGUCCUGCUCACACCGCGCGCUAACCACGGGAGAGUGAUGGUGCUCCCAAGCGGUCCGAGGAGCGGAAUUACGAUUUCUCAGCUGCCAGUCAAACACACAGAGGCUCCACAGAGAGGAGGAGACGGGGAGGACGCCCCCGUUCAUCCAUCCAUUCAUCAGUCCGCUCAGUAAUCGCUCUCCGCCGCCUGGACCUCCCGCGUGCCCCUACCAGCCUGCGCGGAGGCGCGAGACUACACCACGAGCUUCGGUCGGUCGGCGGCGGCAGCUAACAACGGUCGCACGCGCAUGCCGGUGAGAGGGGACGAUCAGCGUGGAGAGGGAGAAAAAAGAAGCCCGUCUGUCACUGUUAUUCCCCGGUGUGUAUGUGGAGAGACAGAGGGGGAGACAGGACCACCGCCGCUGCAAAACUCCGCUUUUCAUCCCCUGACUGAAGCAUUUCACUGGUCUUCCCUGGUUGCUGAUCUGAAGAUCUGGCCCUCAUCUCUGGCCAGAGUGGACAGCCCCCUCCCUCAGCGAAGAGCACCAUGACCCAGGAGGGGCAAGCUCUGCCCUCUCCCACCCCACCAGAGAACCCCGUGGAGCCCUGUACAACCAACACCGCCACCACUGAGCCGCCCACAGAGACCCACAGCCAGGCAGAGCAGGACAAGCUGGGGGCAGGGGCAAAGGACGAGACAGAGGAGGCGAAACAACAAGAAGAGAUCAGAGAGGGAGACGAGGAGGCGCAGACACAUGGGGAGGGAGAGGGGAGGGAGUUGAAAGAGGAGAAGGUAGAUGGCAGUGGAAAUGAAGAUGAACAGACAGACGGAGGGGUGGAGGGAGAGAUGGAAGGCACAAGAGGAGAAGGAUGUAUGAAUGUGGAGGUAAGCUCUACGGGGGAGGAGGCAGCACAUGAGGAGGUGGAGAUGAAAGAGGAAGAGGAGGGGAUGGAAAAUGAAGAGAUGCAGCCGUCCACGGUGGAGACAGCUCACCCUCAACAGACUGGGCGACUGGCAAAUGGUAUAGGUGGGAAUGAAGAUGAGGAUGAGGCUGGUGAGGAGGACGAGGACGGAGAUGGAGGGGGGAGUCUUACACACUUGGACGCUUUCAGCUCUAACUUUGAGACGACUGUUGAACAGGCCGAUACGGAGGUAGAGGAAGAGGAGGAAGAGGUCCAGAAAGAGGAAGACGGGAGAGAAAACCAGGACAGUUUCAGCUCGGUGUUCGAGCAGAUUGUUGAGCAGGUUGCUGUUCAGGAGGAAGAAGAGGAGGAAGAGGAAAGGGAGCUGGAGGAAGAGAGGGAGAAAGGUAGGGUGGACAACAAAGACGGCUUCAGCUCCACAUUCGAGCGCAUCGUAGAGUCUGCCCUGCUGAGGGGCGGGACCUGCUACAGCAGCCUGGACUCCCUGGAUGUGCUGUCACUCACAGAUGAGACUGACAGCUGUGUGAGCUUUGAGGCGCCACUGACCCCUCUCAUCCAACAGAGGGCGCUGUUACAGGGUCCUGAACCUUUGGAGCUGGAGCUGGCAACUGUACAAGAACAAGAAGGGGCUGAGGCUGGACCAGACACCCCAGGCGAUGAUGCGAAAGCAGGGGAUAGCACUGUCCAUGGAGCUGGAGCUGUUGCUGGAGCAGGAGGAAGCCCUCUGAGGACCACCAUACCAGGGAGCAGGUCAGAGUUUGUGCUGAGUCAGCCUGGACGCUGGGCCAUCCCUAAUGGAUACCAUGCAGACUCCCAGGGAGCCAUGGACGUUUGUGGAGCCAUGAUAAAUUCUGUCAGCGAUGCCAACCUCACAGACGUGCUGUCUGACUCAGAGGAGUGUGAUUUGGGCAGUCUGGAGCGUUUGGAGCGCGGCAGCACCGACACUCUGGCCAAUGGCUGCCGAGCCGACUGUGAGGCCGCCAAGAGGCUGGCCAAGCGCCUCUAUCACCUCGAGGGCUUCAAACGCUGUGAUGUGGCCAGACACCUGGGCAAGAAUAACGAGUUCAGCCAGCUGGUGGCAUCAGAGUACCUGAGUUUCUUUGAUUUCUCCGGCCUGUCGUUGGAUCGAGCCCUGAGGAACUUCUUAAAGGCUUUUCCACUGAUGGGAGAGACCCAGGAGAGAGAGAGGGUCCUGGUCCAUUUCUCCAGACGCUUCUGCCACUGCAACCCACAGACACUCACCUCUGAAGGUCAGAGCCGUGAGGGUGGUGAUGGUGAUCACAAAGAUGAUGGAGCCCACACAUUGACCUGCGCUCUCAUGCUGCUCAACACCGAUCUACACGGACAUAACAUUGGAAAGAAGAUGUCUUGUCAGCAGUUUAUCAGUAAUCUAGAUGGCCUCAACAAUGGCAAAGACUUUCCCAAAGACUUAUUAAAGGUCUUGUAUAACUCUAUCAAGAACGAGAAGCUGGAGUGGGCAGUUGAGGAGGAGGAGCUGAGGAAGAGUCUGUCAGAGCUGGUGGAGGAGCAAUGUGAGGGCGGGAGUAAACGUGUUGCCAGGGUAACGGAUGGCAGUAACCCUUUCAUCGCAAUUCCUAUUCUCUUAAAUGCCGUCACCUACAAACACGGAGUGCUGACCCGCAAGAGCCAUGCCGACAUGGACGGCAAACGCACCCCGAGGGGUCGUCGCGGUUGGAAGAAGUUCUAUGCGGUUCUGAAGGGGAUGAUCUUGUAUCUCCAGAAGGAUGAGUACAAGCCCGACGCUGACAUUUCAGAGGUGGACCUGAAAAAUGCAGUGCGGAUCCACCACGCUUUAGCCACUCGUGCCACCGACUACAGCAAGAGAGCCAAUGUACUGAAGCUCAAAACCUCAGACUGGCGAGUCUAUCUGCUGCAAGCCCCGAGUGAGGAGGAGAUGAUGUCUUGGAUCUUCCGAAUAAACCUGGUGGCGGCGCUGUUCUCAGCCCCGGCCUUCCCCGCUGCCAUCGGUUCCAUGAAGAAAUUCUGUCGGCCCAUCCUGCCAUCCUCAUCCACCAGGCUCAACCAGGAGGAGCAGCUGCUGAGUCACGAGAGCAAGCUGAAGCAGAUGAGCCUGGAGCUGGAGGAGCACCGGAAAAACCCGCCCUCAGUCGACCCCAAAAGCCGCGAGUGGGAGGAGUACCGGCUCAAAGAGCACUACCUAACGUACGAGAAGACCAGGUAUGAGACGUACAUCAGCCUCCUGCAGGCCAAAAUCCGUGCUGAGACGGACGACCUUGAGAAGAUUGAGGCGAGCGUGAUGGGUGGCCUGAUAAUGGAGGGAGGACUGGCCGGCCGCGAGUGCCACCUCCGCAAGACACAGUCCUCCCCGUCCAUCAGCCAGGCUCACGGCGGGCUGAACGGGAGGGCCGCUGAAUGCACUGCCCCAGGACAGAGGAGCUGAGGGGAGGGCCAGACACCACAGCCCACAAAGCAACAUCCCUCCUAGCCAAACUAGCUUAAUCCUCCAACUCCUUACUGGGUUUUUUUUUUUUUUUUUGUUAGUGUUUUGUGUUUUGGGCUCCUCCAUUCCUCCUGUUGUACUUACAGUAAGAGACUAGGCAGCAACAGGAGAAAUGUUCAUCACUAUCCUUCCCAGAAUUUAUCAUCCCUGGUGAUAAGUUUCUGUCCUUGAGCAAUAGAUGAAAAGGAUGAAGAGCCCGCCCUUGAUACCCAAACCUCAGUUCUUUGAACUUUUAUUAUUGCACAUUAAAAUGAUCAUAACUGUGAUCACGACAUCAUCAGUAUUAUUUUGAAAACUCAGAGCAAUGCAGUUGUCUUUAGUUGAAAAUUGUUUUGAGUUACGAAGUUACGAAGUUUGAGUAACUUAUAAUGUAUUAGUUUAAGGCCAGAAAGAGAACAAAGAAAGAGACACAGGCUGCUUUGCCUUUGUCCUCUCUGUCCUGUCUUUGCCGGACAGCGACUGAGGUGGACACGGUGGAGAUGGUACUACUGUAGCAUUAUGGCCUAUUUUUUUAUUUUUUAUUUUUUUCCACUCACACGAACACACCCAGCCGCUCACAGGCAUGUGUAUGGACCUACAGUGUGGAUGGAGUUUGAAGAUACAACAUAUCUGUCCUGGAGUUACAGAAACUCUCAACAGAACUUCUCAGAAGGAUCAAGUCCCUGCCAUGUAUAGCAUAUUUAUUUAUUUAUUUAAUUAUCCUGUAUUCGCCCCAGGGAGGCUUUACCCAGAGUGGACAUGCUCUUUUUCAGCAAUUUCCUUCUUGACAUUCAUACAGUUACACAUAUUGUAUUCCCAUGCAUAAAGGAGCUGCCAAGUGGAACCAUGGUUUUAACUGUUAACUGAGCUGCUCCGCCAGAGAAACUGGAGGUUGAGUGCCUUACUCAAGGGCACCUCAACACUAGCUGUUGAGGGAUUUUGAGAGUGUUUAACACUCACUCGUCAGAGAGAUCACAAGUCUGCGUCUGUGAAUUUUGAGCUGCCGCUUCUCCAAAUACUGACAUGUAUUCAAUUAUUCUGUUCGUUUUUAACAGCUAAAACAAAAACAAAAAAAACAACAACAAAAAAAACAAGGAUAACAGUAUGUGACUGAAUGAAAGCACUGUGCCAUUUAUCCCACAAACUACUCUUCUUGUGUCAUGACAGAGUGCGCUGCGCUGAUAGAGCUGAAUCGUAACAGUAUAUGGUUGGAUGUGAGGUUUCUGAAGAUUGAAAUGAAGGGCAGAACAGGAAGGUGUGGGUGGGAGGUAUACAGGAUGAGUGGGUCAGCUGGUAUGCAUGUGUGCACAUGCAUUUGUGUGUGUGUGACUGUGUGCGUGCAGCAGUAUGCUUUUUAAAGUGGUUCCAGUUGAGAUGUAGAAGCUGUAGGCAACAGGAAGAAGUAAAUAUAGCAGGGUCAUGUCUUUGUAUGAAGAAUUUAUUGAGCAUGUUUGGUGAGAAACAAUCCAAUGGCCUUCUGCUGAAUAAGACUGCCAUCACAAUCAGGCCUGGAUCUCUCAAAGGCAUCAUCAGCAUCAGCUCUACAUUCACCUCUUAAACAGAAAGUCUAACUGAUCCCUUCUCUCCUUUAAAACAUGUUACAUGGACCUAUUAUAGCUUGUCUGGCCUUGUGUUGGGCUUUUACCAGUGCUAGUGUAUUCCUUGUGCUGCAGUCAUUCCCAUCAAAUGGAGAUGUUUUUGGGAAACCAGGCCCUGGCCAAUCUUAGACAGAGACUGGCUGAUUGGACAGUGUAGCAGCAGGACUGCUCAGGCUUAGUGUACUAAAGUCAAGAAACCUGUCAGCGUAGUGGAAAGGAGAGGGGAGCAGCAGCAAAACAACUGCACCAGCAGAGUAGCCAUCAAAACACCCUCCACAUGGUGGAGGAGGAGGAGGGGAGACUUGUUUUCUAAGAAGAAGAGACUGGUUUGGUUUUCUAAGUAAGACCGUCUCUGCCAGCCAAGAACAGGUAACACGGACAUCCAGCACACAUUUUUCCAAACAGAGGAACACAAUAUAUUAAGCCUGUUUAUCAUGGAAGGAGGACUUGUGUAAUGUUCUGAGGAAAUGGGGAUGUGGUGGGAGGGGUGGUGGUACUGCUAUUUGUGAGCACCUUAAUUGAUCCUUACCUGCCCAAACACACACACACACGCACACACACACAACUUUCCUCUUUCUACAUAAUUUGCUUAUGACACAACUGUAGAUCAGUGAGCUUAGUGACCCCCCUCACUCAGCCUCAGUGUGGCUCAGAAGCAUGUUGACAUAAGCGGAGCUGCGGAUCGACAGUAAGAAUAAUCAUAUCUUCGGCUCUGGGCACAGCGCUUCUGCUGCUUCGUACUGUAUGUCAAUAGUGACUGAUGGGAUCUGAGAUCCUUUUGAGACUUGGCUGGGAACCUGGAAUCACAGCUGGAAUCCUGGAACUGGAUCCUUGUACAGACCAAAAUGCUGAAACAGAGCUGAGUUUUGAGAGAGGAAGUACCAUUUUAUAAAGCUGUAUUGAUAGGAUAAAACUGCUUUCUUACAGGGAGACUUCCCCUUAUAGUCACUUUGGCUGUUGUGCUAACCAUAGUUUCCCAAUGUCCUAGGGUAGGCCUGUGCUGUAAUAUAGGAUUGUGACAAAAAAAAAAAAAUUGUUGAUUGUUAUGUUUUAUUUAAAAAAUGACAACUUCGGCACUUUGAUGUCAGCAAUGGAUCUUUUUGUUUGUAUAUCUGAACUGUUUUUUGACAGGAUGCUCAUACUAUGUAAAGGACAUAUUUACUGAAUAUUUAGUCUGUGCUUCAUAAAGUAAGCUUUUAUACAGA
Molecule: messenger RNA, 6372 nt
Organism: Toxotes jaculatrix (banded archerfish)
Lineage: Eukaryota; Metazoa; Chordata; Actinopteri; Toxotidae
Gene: psd2
Product: pleckstrin and Sec7 domain containing 2
Exons: 15
Coding region: 732-3530 (932 amino acids)
Biological process (GO): regulation of ARF protein signal transduction
Molecular function (GO): protein binding; guanyl-nucleotide exchange factor activity; phospholipid binding
Source: RefSeq, a predicted model, not a curated record